AUGUCGAACUCCCCUCAGGAUGUCUUUGCGAGAUUACAGCGAAUGGCCAGCCAGGCUGGCAAAGGUGGAGGUCCAUCACCCAAAGGAAUGGGCGGCGCUGCUGGAUCUUUAAUAUUGCUGGGAGGAGCUGCCUUCGCUGCGCAGAACGCCCUGUUCAACGUCGACGGAGGUCACAGAGCUAUCAAGUACACGAGAAUAGGUGGAGUAAGCAAGCAAAUAUACGGCGAAGGCACCCAUUUCAAGAUCCCUUGGUUUGAAACCCCCAUAGAUUACGAUGUCCGCGCCAAACCUCGCAAUGUCGCCUCCUUGACCGGCACCAAGGACUUACAGAUGGUCAAUAUCACCUGUCGUGUGCUUUCCCGCCCGCGCGUCGACGCUUUGCCCCAGAUAUACCGCACACUCGGCACCGAUUAUGACGAGCGCGUGCUACCGUCGAUUGUGAACGAGGUGUUGAAGAGUGUCGUCGCGCAAUUCAAUGCCAGCCAGCUGAUUACCCAGCGUGAAAAUGUGGCGAGGUUGGUGCGGGAGAAUUUAAGCAAGAGGGCUGCGAGGUUUGACAUCAUGCUCGAUGAUGUUUCGUUGACCCACCUCGCCUUCUCCCCCGAAUUCACCGCCGCUGUCGAAGCGAAGCAAGUCGCCCAGCAAGAAGCCCAGCGCGCUGCCUUCGUCGUUGACAAGGCUCGCCAGGAGAAACAAGCCAUGGUGGUUCGCGCGCAGGGAGAAGCCCGCUCGGCCGAGCUUAUCGGAGACGCGAUCAAGAAGUCGCGCUCGUACGUUGAUCUGAAGCGUAUCGAGAAUGCGCGGGCAAUCGCACAAAUCCUACAAGAUGCCGGAGGCCGCAACAAGGUGUAUCUGGAUUCCGAGGGGCUGGGGUUGAAUGUUACGGAGGGGUACGAGGAUAAGAAGGGGAAGUAG
Molecule: messenger RNA, 915 nt
Organism: Drepanopeziza brunnea f. sp. 'multigermtubi' MB_m1
Lineage: Eukaryota; Fungi; Ascomycota; Leotiomycetes; Helotiales; Drepanopezizaceae
Source: RefSeq, a predicted model, not a curated record